This is a messenger RNA of Impatiens glandulifera, 2668 nucleotides long. RefSeq names its product ribonucleoside-diphosphate reductase large subunit. The record is from RefSeq and is a predicted model, not a curated record. Gene Ontology annotation, biological process: DNA replication; deoxyribonucleotide biosynthetic process. The coding region runs from base 102 to 2540 and encodes 812 amino acids. Lineage: Eukaryota; Viridiplantae; Streptophyta; Magnoliopsida; Ericales; Balsaminaceae. Gene Ontology annotation, molecular function: ATP binding; ribonucleoside-diphosphate reductase activity, thioredoxin disulfide as acceptor. The transcript has 17 exons. Gene Ontology annotation, cellular component: ribonucleoside-diphosphate reductase complex.
GGGCAAAAUGCAAACCCUCGUUCCAAGACCUCUCUUUCAAUAGACCUAUUUGACGAAAGGGCUUCAGUCAGAAGGUGAUAUUCUAAUUUGGUUUCUUGAAGAUGUAUGUGGUGAAGAGAGAUGGGCGUAAGGAAUCUGUUCACUUUGACAAGAUCACAGCUCGUCUAAAGAAGUUGAGUUAUGGUCUUAGCACUGACCACUGUGAUCCAGUUCUAGUCUCUCAGAAGGUAUGUGCCGGUGUAUACAAGGGUGUCACCACAAGUCAACUCGAUGAAUUGGCGGCUGAAACUGCUGCUGCCAUGACUGCUAAUCAUCCAGAUUAUGCUUCUUUGGCUGCAAGAAUCGUUGUCUCCAAUUUGCACAAAAACACCAAGAAGUUGUUUUCAGACACGAUUAAGGAUAUGUAUAAUAAUGUCAAUGAAAGAUCUGGUCAAGAGGCUCCUUUGAUAGCUGAUGAUGUCUAUCAAAUAAUAAUAAAGAAUGCUGCAAGACUGGACAGUGAGAUCAUUUACGAUCGAGAUUUUGACUAUGAUUAUUUUGGUUUCAAAACCCUUGAGAGAUCCUAUCUUCUGAAGAUUCAGGGACGGGUAGUUGAGAGGCCUCAACAUAUGUUGAUGAGGGUUGCUGUUGGUAUCCAUAAAGAAGAUAUUGAUUCUGCAAUAAAGACUUACCAUUUGAUGUCCCAGAGAUGGUUUACACAUGCAUCACCUACCCUUUUCAAUGCAGGGACUCCAAGACCUCAGUUGAGCAGCUGCUUCUUGAUAUGUAUGAAAGAUGAUAGCAUUGAAGGAAUUUAUGAUACUUUGAAAGAGUGUGCUAUUAUCAGUAAGUCAGCUGGAGGAAUUGGUGUUUCUGUCCAUAACAUCCGCGCUACUGGAAGUUAUAUCCGUGGAACGAAUGGCACAUCCAAUGGAAUUGUCCCAAUGCUACGAGUGUUUAAUGACACAGCUCGUUAUGUUGAUCAAGGGGGUGGAAAGAGGAAAGGUGCUUUUGCUGUAUAUCUUGAGCCAUGGCAUGCUGAUAUAUUUGAAUUUCUUGAUUUGAGGAAAAAUCAUGGAAAGGAAGAGCACAGAGCUAGAGAUUUGUUUUUUGCUCUAUGGGUACCUGAUCUCUUCAUGGAAAGAGUCCAAAAUAACGAGAACUGGUCACUGUUCUGUCCAAACGAGGCACCAGGUUUGGCUGAUUGUUGGGGUGAAGAAUUCGUGACCCUGUACACCAAGUACGAGAGAGAGGGGAAGGCAAAGAAAGUUGUGAAAGCACAACAUAUUUGGUUUGAGAUAUUGAAAUCCCAAGUAGAAACUGGGACUCCAUACAUGUUAUAUAAGGACACUUGCAACAAAAAGAGCAACCAACAGAAUCUGGGAACUAUUAAAUCUUCAAACUUGUGCACGGAGAUAAUUGAAUACACAAGUCCAACAGAAACUGCUGUGUGCAAUCUAGCAUCAAUAGCUUUACCACGAUUUGUUAGAGAGAAGGGUGUUCCACUGGAAUCACAUCCAUCUAAACUUGUUGGCAGCAAAGGUUCUAGAAACCGCUAUUUUGAUUUUGACAAACUAGCAGAGGUUACAGCUACAGUGACUACAAAUCUCAACAAAAUAAUUGAUGUUAAUUACUACCCUAUUGAGACUGCUGAAAGGUCAAACAUGCGUCAUAGGCCAAUUGGUAUAGGAGUUCAGGGCCUCGCAGAUACUUUCAUCUUACUAGGCAUGCCAUUUGAGUCACCAGAGGCACAACAGCUUAACAAAGACAUCUUUGAGACAAUAUAUUACCAUGCUCUCAAAGAUUCUUCUGAAUUGGCAGCAAAGGUAGGUGCUUAUGAGACAUAUAAUGGAAGUCCCGUUAGCCAGGGUAUACUCCAGCCAGAUAUGUGGGGUGUUACACCUUCAAAACGCUGGGAUUGGGAUGCCCUUAGAGCUAUGAUAGCAAAGGAUGGUGUGAGGAAUUCACUUCUUGUAGCACCCAUGCCCACUGCUUCAACCAGCCAAAUUCUUGGAAAUAAUGAAUGCUUUGAACCUUACACAUCAAAUAUUUACAGCCGCAGAGUUUUAAGUGGGGAAUUUGUUGUGGUGAAUAAGCAUCUUCUUCACGAUUUAACUGAGAUGGGGCUAUGGUCUCCUGCUCUGAAGAAUCAGAUUAUAUAUGAAAAUGGUUCUGUUCAGAAAAUUCGUCAAAUUUCUGAAGAGAUAAAGCCAAUUUACAAAACUGUUUGGGAGAUUAAGCAGAAGACAUUAGUUGAUAUGUCAGUUGAUCGUGGAUGCUACAUAGACCAAAGCCAAAGCCUUAAUAUCCACAUGGACGAGCCAAAUUUUGGAAAACUGACUUCCUUGCAUUUCCAUACUUGGUCAAAGGGUUUGAAAACAGGGAUGUAUUACUUGAGAACCCGUGCUGCUGCUGAUGCAAUAAAAUUCACAGUUGAUACAACCAUUCUCCAAGGAAAGACCAAGGUGAAAGAAGAAGAAGAUGAUGAUCUCGAUACCCAGAAGUCACAGAUGGUAUGUUCCUUGACCAACCGAGAAGAUUGCAUGGCAUGUGGCAGUUGAAGCUCUUUUUGUUGUAACAUCAUUUUCUUAAUCCACGUCUUUAAAUAUGGGUGUGAUUGUGUUUUAACACACAUCUUCCUUAUGUUAUAAAACAAUAUAUAGUUCCUACUUCUUACAAUAAAUAUUGU